Molecule: messenger RNA, 787 nt
Organism: Vanessa atalanta (red admiral)
Lineage: Eukaryota; Metazoa; Arthropoda; Insecta; Lepidoptera; Nymphalidae
Product: larval/pupal cuticle protein H1C-like
Exons: 2
Coding region: 38-697 (219 amino acids)
Source: RefSeq, a predicted model, not a curated record
AAUCAGUAGCUUUCGAGCAGUCUAACAGAAGUGCACGAUGAGAUUUCUGAUUGUUACCGUCGCCAUCUUCGCUUGCGCCGCAGCUGCGCCAUCUGGCGCUCUGCUGGCCACAUCUUACUCCAGUGGUAUCAUCAACCAAGGAGCACCAUGGGCCGUCGCUCGCGCUGCACCCUUGGCCAUUGCUGCAGCCCCAUUGGCGGUAGCUCACGCUGCCCCUGUAGCCGUACCUACCAUCUCCUCUGGUGAUAUUCAGGCUGCUGCAAUCGACGCUCACGUUGAAGCCGCCGACCACGCCCGCGCAGCUGUCGAUACCGUACGCCAGAUAAACGAUCAAGCCGCUGAAAUCCAAGGCAGAGCCAUCAACGCCGCUGAGGACCACGCCUGGCAAGCGGUGAACGCUGCUCAGACCGCUGCUGCUCAAAUUGACGGCGCCGCUGCGAACGCAUCUCCCACCAUCGCUCGCCAGAUCGCUGGUCCGGUGGCUCCCGUCGUAGCCGCACCUGUCGCUGCGUACGCCGCUCCCAUCUUCGCUGCACCAGCUUUCGCCGCUCGCACUAUUGCUGCCCCUCUUGUGGGAGCGCACGGUGUCGCCCCCGUCUACGCUGGCAGCCAAUCUGUAUCCACUCAGUCCCUUUCCCAGACUCAUCCAAUCCCAUUCGCCCAUGCACCUGUCGCAUACGCUGCCCACUCGUGGUAAACUGAUCGUAGCCAAAUUUUACAUUAGAUUAUAGAUUUAUGAAAAUUGUACAGACGAGACGAAGAUGAGCGAAUAAAAAUAUGAAGUUUA